This is a messenger RNA of Medicago truncatula (barrel medic), 1126 nucleotides long. RefSeq names its product cytochrome P450 93B16. NCBI's taxonomy places the organism in Eukaryota, Viridiplantae, Streptophyta, Magnoliopsida, Fabales, Fabaceae. The transcript is spliced from 2 exons. The record is from RefSeq and is a predicted model, not a curated record. Bases 107 to 1126 code for a protein of 339 amino acids. Gene Ontology annotation, molecular function: heme binding; monooxygenase activity; iron ion binding.
GGGCAUACUUUGAAAAUUUAUUAACGGUUAUCCAAAAUAUAACGCCAUGCAUAUAAGUUUGAUUCACAACACUUCUCAAUUGUGCAUUCAAAGCGAAUAAACCAAUAUGAUUUCCCAUUCCUUCUCAUUAGCUAUGAUUUUGCUCCUAUUUCUUUUCAUUUUUCAGCUUCUCUCUUACUUAAAGAGAAACAAGAAGCUGCAUGCACGAUUACCACCUCACCCUCCAAGUCCACCAGCAAUACCAAUAAUUGGACAUCUUCAUCUCCUCAAACCACUCAUUCAUCAUGCCUUUCGCCACCUCUCCGAUCAAUAUGGCCCUUUAAUAUCCCUUCGACUUGGCUCCUCUCAAUUUAUCAUUGUUAACACUCCAUCACUCGCCAAAGAGUUUCUCAAGACACAUGAGCUCACUUAUUCUCACCGUAAAAUGAGCAUAGCUAACGUAGUUGCCUAUGAUGAUGCAACUUUUGCUUUCGCUCCUUAUGGGACUUAUUGGAAAUUUAUUAAAAAGCUCAGCAUCACUAAGCUCUUGGGUAAUCGAACCAUGACACAAUUUCUACCGAUUCGAACCCAAGAACUCCAUGAAUUCAUUCAAACUUUGGCAAAUAAGUCUAAGGCGGAAGAAAGUGUGAACCUCACACAAGCUUUGAUAAAGCUUUCCAACAACAUAAUAUCACGGAUGAUGUUGAGUAUUGAUUGCUCAGGAACAGAUAACCAAGCAGAACAAGUUAGGGCUUUGGUUCGCGAGGUAACACAAAUUUUUGGAGAAUUUAAUGUUUCAGAUUUUAUAGGAAUUUUCAAGAACUUUGACUUGCAAGGUUUUAAAAAGAGGGCCUUGGACAUACACAAAAGGUAUGAUGCUUUGUUGGAUAAGAUUAUUUCUGAUCGUGAAGAACUAAGAAGGGAAGCCAAGCUAAUAGAUGGUGGUGGUGAGAAUGGUGAAGAAGAGAGACUGAAAGAUUUUCUUGACAUUUUGCUAGAUGUCUACAGUGAGAAAGACCGUGAAGUCAACUUUACUAGAAAUCAUAUCAAAUCAUUAAUAUUGGUAACUUCACACGACACACAAGAUAGUAACUUCACACGACAUCAACUAUUCUUGGUUACCUGCAAGUUACUCAUACGGUCAUAA